Acyrthosiphon pisum (pea aphid) is the source of this 1942-nucleotide messenger RNA. Its product is annotated as homeobox protein rough-like. NCBI's taxonomy places the organism in Eukaryota, Metazoa, Arthropoda, Insecta, Hemiptera, Aphididae. Bases 161 to 736 code for a protein of 191 amino acids. The record is from RefSeq and is a predicted model, not a curated record. The transcript is spliced from 3 exons. Gene Ontology annotation, molecular function: DNA-binding transcription factor activity, RNA polymerase II-specific; DNA binding. Gene Ontology annotation, biological process: regulation of DNA-templated transcription.
UAACAAUAAACGCGUGGGACACGCCCUCCGCGGCGGCGCGUCGGCGUCGUCUACGGUGCGUGGCGGCGGCGGCAACGGUGUCCAGUCCCCACGAGCCCUCACGUACGCGCGCACACCGCAGACAUAAUAAGGCAGGUACCACCGCCGCCGCCGCCUCGACAUGACCGAAUCCGGAGUGGCCGUCCGCCGGCCACUGUCGCCCAGAAAGUUUUUCGCCAUGUUGUACGAGACGGACGCUGAUGUGGCCGCUGCCGCCGAAGACGUACGCCGUCCACACCCCGGCCGCGCCGGCGACGUCCCGCUACAUCAGUGGUACGGACUAAGGCGGCCGUCCGUCCCGGGGCAGCUCGCCGCCGCCGCCUCAGAUGCGUCACUGCAGCAGCACACCGUCGUCGUCGUCCGGCCGACCGCCGCGUACGUCGAACACACGUUCGCCGCCGGCUUGACCGCUUUUCUCGAGAGGAGGCGACGGAAAGAAGGCCGGGCGCCCCGGCGGCAGAGGACCACGUUCAGUCCGGAACAGACGCUCAGCCUGGAAAUGGAGUACAGGAGCAACGAGUACGUGUCCCGGAACAGAAGAUCGGAAUUGGCCAACGCGUUGGACUUAUCCGAAACGCAGGUGAAGAUUUGGUUUCAAAAUCGUAGGGCCAAGGACAAGAGGCUGGAAAAGACCCAUUACGACCAGCAGAUCAGGCAGAUGUUCCAGCAAAACGGAUUCAUUUUGCCGAAGAUUUAACGGUGGGUUAAGCGUGGUCGACGAUAACGAUAUUAUAAUACAAUAAACCUACCUCGGAAUAAUAUUGUCACCAUAUAUCGCUGUUAAACCGUGCUGUACAUAUAUGAUAUAUAUAUUAUAUCGUAUCUGCCCGACGAAGAUGGCGCCAAAAUCUCGCAAGACGAAAAGAGCGGAAUCCGUGAAAUAAGAUAGGCGUAUUAUAUUACGUAUAUUAUUAUUAUUAUAUAUUAUAUAUUAUUAUGCCGAGACGUCGUUGUCAUCCAUCUAUUUGAUCGCGCGAAAAGCAACGAAUUUCUCAAGUGUCUAAUAUUAUUAUUAUUAUUAUUAUUAUUAUUAUUGUUUACGAGAGAUCUCUCCUCGCGCCGUUUAUGACUAUUUUAUUUAUUAUAUUGUAAUAAUAUUAUUAUGUAUAGGUAUGAAGAGUGAAAAUAUUACGUAUGUUUAGGGUCUUACUAGGUAUUCGAAACUAUAUUAUAUUUCGUAAACACACGGGACGUUGCAAACGGUCGAUUUAAAUGCUUGUCGUUUUGGCCGCGUUAACUGUACGCAUAUACCUAUAUAAGUAUAUAAUAAUAUAUUAUACAGCAUGUUAUUCACGCGUAUAAACUAUGUAGUUACAUUAUAUCAUUACUAUUAUACAUAAUUUAUGUGUAUAUGAAUUCCAUUAUACGUAAUAUAUUAUAAUAUUUUUGUGUCGAAUUGUGUCGCAUAUGAUGGUGUUUAAUAGUGUAAUAUAUAUGGAUAAUUAUUAAUUAAUACCCAUCACAUGUUCACCUAUACAUACUAUCUAGUCGUACGAUAUUGUUUUGUAUUUUUAAGCUACCAAUGCAGUGCAUGUUUAAUAUAAUAAACCACUCGAAUAAAUACAAUUUAGUCUAUAUUUUUUAACACCACCCACGUACCCAUCAUCAUAAUAUGGGUAUUAUAAUUGUGUAAUUUUGACACGUGCGAGCGUAUAAAGAUAAGUGGCGACGACUCAUUGGUGCACGUAAUAGUCGUUGUUGUGAGGGGCUGUUUAUUAGCACCCCCGGCCGAAGUCUCAAUACGUAGAAACUGGAUGGGUAAUGCAUGGGUAAUGUGGGCAACUGUCGUAGUGUAAAAUUGUUACCUCGUUUUACAUUAUAUAAUAUAUAUUAUAUUAUGAUCGCAUUAUAAUAAUUAUGUGUAUUAUAAAAUAUGUAGAUAAAAUGAUUGACAACUUUACUA